CACAGUUAUCGCGCCCGGGAACAUGUUGGCGAACGUCGGCGCAUGCUUGAAACAAAAGGCUGGCCCUGCGGCGGGGAAAGCUGCGAAAGGGUUCGUACGGACCCACACCCAUGUGGUCUACCAGGGUGUUAGUCGGCUCGUAGCACACGGUCAUACAGCCCCAAAGAGGCUGGCCCUCGGAUCUCUUAAUGUACCUUUCGUUCGUGCAUUUGAGAAGCCUCCUCCCUUUCCCAGCGCCUGAGGGCAGGAACCGUUGGCAGUGAGCAUCAUGGCUUCUCCAAUUCCCAACCGUGGCUCCGAGCUGUACGCCAUCGACAUUGCGUUUCUCGCCGCGGCAGUCAUCGCCUACGGUCUGCGUGUAUAUGUGCGCACCCGAAUGAUCAAGUCGUUCGGCAGGGAUGACUAUCUGAUGGCUGCGGCUACAGUCGCAUUCAUUGCAUACUGUAGUUCUUCGAUGCUUGGUGUGCAUUACGGCACUGGAAGACAUCGGUGGCACCUCACUGUCGAAAACUACGCCAAGGGGCGGCACUGCUGGUGGUUCUGCUACCUUUUCUACUGCUGCUCAAUGAUCACCUCAAAACUGUCCAUCGGAUUUUUCAUCCUCCGCAUUGCCGUUAAGAAGAUCCAUAUCUGGAUCAUCUACUCGGCCAUGAUGAUAUCUGUUGUGGCAGGCCUAGCGUUUUUCUUUGUCACGCUUUUCCAGUGCCACCCUAUAUCGUACUUCUGGAACGACUACUCGCAAAGCGGAAGCUGCGUCAACAUCGAGAUCAUCAUUGCACUGGGCUACUUGUACAGCUGCUUCAGCAUCAUUUCCGACUUUACGUUCGCGAUCCUACCGGCAUUCCUGGUCAUGGGGUUGCAGCUCAAAAAGAGAACCAAGAUUGCGCUGAUUCCCCUUCUGGCUAUGGGCUGCAUUGCAAGCGCUGCGGUGGUCGCCCGCGUUCCGUAUAUGAAGCAAUUCCGAUCGAAAGAUUUCUUGUGGGAAACAACUGACAUCGCAAUCUGGUCCACUGUCGAGCAAGGCUUAGCUAUCACCGCGGGCAGUCUCGCCGCCGUCCGCCCUCUCUUCCAAAUGAUCUUGACCAAGCUCGGCCUCACCACCCAACGCUCGACAGUGCCCCUUACUCCGUACGGCUACGGCAACCGAUCGGGCUCGCAUGCCUUCCGGGAGCGACGCCCCUCUGCAGCCAAAGACCUCGACCUAUACACGCUCUCCGCCGAAGCCGAAUCUGGAACAGUUCGCGACAACAGCACCGACCUUGUCAUCAAUGACGCCAACAAGGAACUUCCGAAGCCACCACACUGGUAUGAGACGCAGAUGAAGAAGAUCAAGCGAAGUUCCAAGAUGAUGCCGGAAAGUAAAACAAUCGGCGAUAAUGAGAGUGAGAAGAGCCUGCGGUUGAAAGAGAGCAAGAGUGAGCACGAUCUUACCCCUUCACGGACUCACUCGGACGAGCGGUCGAUGCAGAUCAUGGUGGAGAGAAGUUUCUUCGUAACGGACGCCGAAAGGAGGAGUUAUGUCGAGCAACAGGAUCAUAAGGGGUGAUCCAGGUCGCUCUGAACCAGUGCACGACAUUCACUACUUCCAAUUAUACCCACCCACUUUGCCGGUGAUGACCACCCACUCGGUUUUGCCGUCGCCAUAUGCCAGUCCCGCGUGGCACGGGACAGAAAAGCAUUUCGAGAGAUGAAUUGGAGUGCUGAGGCAUUGCGUCUGAUGGACGCGGAUCUGGGUCAUUUUCAAGGCGCCACUACGGCAGGCCGAGAGAUGCUGAAGCAAUGGGGAAGCAAACUCGAGAUAUACCAACGAGCACACGGCCGUCACCAGUUUCUUUGUAUACCACCGCAAGCUGCAUAGCUUUAUAAUAGAAGCGAUCCGCUUCGAGAAGGGCAGGAACCCAACUUAAUAAUUCCACAUGUCAUUUCGUGUAAGAUCCAUCCAUUCGUGAUCACUUACUGAAGGCCGACGUCAGCGGAUGACACAGCU
This is a messenger RNA of Paraphaeosphaeria sporulosa, 1987 nucleotides long. RefSeq lists its product as uncharacterized. The record is from RefSeq and is a predicted model, not a curated record. Lineage: Eukaryota; Fungi; Ascomycota; Dothideomycetes; Pleosporales; Didymosphaeriaceae. The transcript is spliced from 4 exons. The coding region runs from base 269 to 1546 and encodes 425 amino acids.